Daphnia carinata is the source of this 1515-nucleotide messenger RNA. RefSeq lists its product as uncharacterized. NCBI's taxonomy places the organism in Eukaryota, Metazoa, Arthropoda, Branchiopoda, Diplostraca, Daphniidae. The transcript has a single exon. The record is from RefSeq and is a predicted model, not a curated record. Bases 1 to 1515 code for a protein of 504 amino acids.
AUGUCUCCAACACAAGGAGCGGAGACCGUCUUUAAAGCAGGUCGGUGUCUCCUAUGUCUCACAGGAAAGCACACCAGCCGAUUCUGCAGACUGAAAUCGAUUCGAUGUACGGUCGAAGGAUGCAAGAAUCCGGCGCACUCGACGUUGCUUCAUGGUUCCGAGUUUUCCACAAAAGCCAAUGCAAGCACCUCCAGUAACUACAAGACUACACCAGAAUCGAAACCACCACGUAGAGUGACUUUCGACAACAAAGUCGACGAAGCCUUCCUUGGUGCAUUAUCACGCACCGGGUCGGACACACCACGUCGAGUGCUCUUUAAAAUUGUUGUUCUUCGUCUACAACAGGGAGAGAAAGUCUUCGAUACCUUUGGAUUUAUAAACAGCGGAAGCGACUCCACCUUAAUCCGAAGUGAUGUGGCCAGAACCAAACUAGGUUUAUCCGGGCCAACAACGAAGAUCAACGUGACUUCUUACGACGGGGGAGUUACUCCAGUCAAUGCUCACAUAGUAGACUUCAUCAGUUCGCGAGACGGGUCGACUUCGUUCAAAGCAAGAAGAGCUUAUGCAUUAGACAAUCUACAGGUUGCUCAAAAUCCAACCUUUUCGGGCUUACAAGCAAAGGCAUUCCCUCAUCUACAAGGCCUGAAGCUCCCAGAAGUCCAAUCAGACCAAGUUACGAUUCUAAUUGGCCUCGAUGUAGCAGACGCUCACGACCACAGCGAAUCGCGUAAACCAAUGGAUGGGUCAACUGGACCGGUGGCUUUCAACACACCGUUUGGAUGGUGCUUGGGAGGCAAAGUGGGCCCGCAAAGCGAACAUCAGCAAACAAGCCAUUAUGUAGCUCACAUCACAUUGAAGGAAGAAGAAAGGAACCUUUCCGAACUUGUCGAGCGUUUUUGGAGGCUGGAGGCGAAAGACUCUGUGCAGCCUCCUACACUCAUGUCAGCAGAAGAUCGUGGAGGAGAGGAGAUCCUGAAAAGGACCUCCAGAUACAUAGAGAAUCACCAUCAAGCCGGUUUGAUGUGGAAAACCGACAACCCAGAAUUGCCGGACAACCACAGUAUGGCGCUCAGCCUCCUUUUCCAAAUCGAACGGCGAUUCAAGAGAGAUUCCAGUUACGCCAAACGUCACGACGACGUCAUCCAAGAAUACAUAAAACUUGGCCAUGCUCGUCUCUUAUCAACCGAAGAAGCUAAAUGGAGAACACCGAAGACAAACUACAUGCCUCAUCAUGGUGUUCAAAGUUCGACGAGUUUGACGACAAAAACACGAGUGGUCUUCGACUGUUCAGCAGAGUGUGAAGGUACCUCCUUGAACAAAAAUCUUCUUCGUGGCCCGAACUACCUCCUAAACUUACUUGCAAUAAUCUUGCUCUUUCGCAAGCACCAAAUUCCCAUCAGUAGUGACAUCGAUAAGAUGUAUCAUCAAGUUCUAGUUCCAGAGGAGGAUCAAGAUGCCUUUGGAUUUUUAUACCGGUCGCCAAGAACACGUCGUCAGCGCUUAGGUACAGAAUGA